Molecule: messenger RNA, 8493 nt
Organism: Diatraea saccharalis (sugarcane borer)
Lineage: Eukaryota; Metazoa; Arthropoda; Insecta; Lepidoptera; Crambidae
Source: the annotation of a GenBank genome assembly
GCAAGACUAAAACAAUAUUAGAUGAAUCUCUUGUGAAAUUGCUAUAUGUGCAUAGUGCAUGGCUUAAGAAAUACCUCUUUAGUGAAUUAUAUACCCUGUUGCCACCAAAUCAGAGUCUGGAAAAGGAAUUAAAAAUAGCUAUAGAUGCAUUCACCGUUAACUGCGACCAAGAUAGUUCUGAAAUGUCCAAAUUCAGCAAGAAGUUGAGAAAACUUUACGGCCAACCCAAAUUGUAUAAAAAUCGAGAUGAAUAUAAUAUUUGUGUCGAGAGGGUUAACAUUUACAAAAACUUCACUCUGGAUUUAAAUCAACCACUUGAGAAUCAAAAUGUUAAUCUACAUAUUGACAUGACUAAAGUGUGCAGUUCUAAAUUAGCACUAGAUGUUCCAGAAGAAACUAGUUUGAAAAUAGUCCAAGAUAAUGUUUCGAAAAUUAAUGAGAAGGCAUACAAUAAUUCCGAAACAAAACUAUUACCUAUAAAUUCUUAUGUUCUGUUGAGGAUAUCAAAUAUUUUGAACAAUGCUUUCUUCGAUACCAUAUCAGGUUUACCGCUGCAAGAUACUAAAGAAAACAAUUUGCCUAAUUGUUCAGGAGAAAUUCUGAAGAAUUUAGUACACUUCGGAACUGUUACCAAAGCAUUAACCCCUGAAUUUUUAAAUGUGCUUAGCCUCUUGCAAAAUGUAUAUGAUGGCAACAUAAGUUUAAUAGAAGAAAGACUGUCAACAGUGCCCUGUAAGUUUUGGGAAGAAUUCUAUAAAGCACUAAUCUAUUCACCGGCGAUGUAUCCAUUACCUUUCAUUGGUUCGAAUACUACGAGUGAAACAACUGAAAAUAUACCUGUAAAUACAAAGAGGUUUUCUAUGAAUUUACCUUUGCUGCCUUAUUAUGCACAAAAAGUGACCUUAUCUAAAGCCAAUGAAGAUUCCCGAGAAAUGUUAGCUUACGAAACAGUAUCUUUAGAGGACCGUAACAAUUACUCUAUUCGUUUAGGCACAAUGUUGAAUAUUAUUUGGAAAAAUAUUGCUACAUUGGAUACUCUUGCUGCGACUUCAUUAAUAGCAAAUGCUAAAUUCGAAAUACGAAAAUAUGAACAGCUCAUGUCGUUUUUAUAUUCAGCUAUAAUGCAGAGCAAAUCUAAUUUGAGUGAAGAAAUGGAAAAAACUUGUUUGAUUAUCAUUGAAAGACUAAGAGAACAUCUCAUAUUUGAUUCAGUUAUCGCUGAUAUGGCUACAGAAGCUAAUAAAAUUUGUGAUGAGUUACGCGUUAUUAUAUCGGGAAGUUUAAUACACGAUAAAAAUAAAGCAAAGUUAUUAACAGCACAAUUGUCUUUGCUGACAAGUUUACUGUUCAUUAAAUUAAUGGCUGAAUUAAAGCCUGUUGACCACGUUGAGAAAUACCGUUUAAAAGUCAGCUAUAUUGAAGAAGAUUUGCGGAUUUUCGAGGCUUUAUUGAGUGGGUAUUACAUGCAAGGACUAGUAUAUGGAAAUAUUUUGGAAUAUACAAAAAUAGAAAUUAAAGAUGUCACCUUAGACCGUUUAGAACAAAGCAAAGAGGAUUUAGUUAAUGUGCAUCCCCAUUGUGGAGUUUUGUUAGAUCUAAGGGAAAAGACAGCUGCUAAGAUUUAUAAAUACGCUUCAGGUAAUACUUUUAGACCUGAAAAACCAACGUACGACAGUUUUGUGAAGUAUUGUCGACACUUCACAAGAUCUGUGUUGUCACCUUCAACUAUAAUCGAGCUUGCCAAGAAUUUAUUGACGAUAUCUAACGAAUUGUUGGACAAAUUAAAAAAUAAUGAAAAUUCCAAUAAAACUGCAAUAACAGCUCGUAAAAUUACAAAAGAAGCUGCAUCAUGGUUGUUUUCGGUCAAAGCAUUUUGUAAAAAAGUCGAGAGUGAAUUUGCCGAAGCGUUUCCUGAUUUGGCAAAGCCGUUGCUUACUUCGGUAUCGCAGACUGUGUACAGUGUGACGUCAUUGAACGAUUUGUUGAGAGAAAUGGUCGUGAAGAUGGAGGAGGGUGCGACCAUCAGUACUAUGGUCACUGAUCUCAUGAUAUACCCGAAUAGUAUACCACGCCGAAAGACGAAACAGCAACAUUUGAACAGGUAUUUGUCCCCUGAAUUGAUGGACAUUUUGAAGAGGAAAACACACGCAGAUGAGGAUGGUGUUGCUGAAAAUCUUGAGAAAAUGCAAGUUUUAAAGAUGAACUUAUUGGAAUUGAAAAUGCAUUGCACGGCAGCUGAGUUUGUAGACGCGAACUCCAUUGAUGCCGUAUUGUCUACCUUAAAUUCCCUCGUGGAAGCGUGGCAGCAACAGCAGCAGGACAUCGAGAAAAAGAAACAGGACGAUGAAGCGUUGUAUGUGACUAAAUCAAAGUGCGAAGACGAAGACGAUGAGCUAAUAGCACAACAGGAAAUCAAAGAAAUGUUCCCAUCUUACACCGAUAAUGAUUUCGGCGAGUUCAAACCUCCAACAUUGGAACAGAAGCUCGUUAAAGAUACAGAAAACAGGAAAAAACUAAAACUUAUUAUCACUUCUGACGACGUUUCCUUAGUUUACAAGUGGCAUUCCAGUUUCGUCCGUUACACGACUAGGGCAGAAUGGUUACCCAGCCCAAAGAAGUUGGUAGCAAAUGACGUGGUCAGUCCUUCGCUGCAUAGGUAUCUUACGUUUAGCCGUGUAAUUGAAAAUGCUUGGGAAGCAUUGGACGCUGAAGUAGAAGGCGUCUUGACGCCAAGUCUUCUGAUGCUUCUAUCCCAUAUUAAAUCUAAGGUCGACGGAAACGAUUCUUCAAAUUCUAAAAUUGAUUUCUACCACUCUCCGUGGAUUUUGGAGACGAAAAAUUGUGUCCCACUACUGCUGAAGGUAAAAGAGACCACCAACCAAUUGCUCGAUCAGUGGCCGGAUUUUCCUACUUUGAAAGACAUAAUGGUGAUCAUAAACAGAAUACUAGGGUUCCCAGUAACAAGUCCCGUAUCUCGUCUUCUUACUGGCUUAGAAUUGCUCAGAGACAAGAUAGAAGAAUGGAACAAAAGUGCACACAAAGGAAAUAACAUGAUCGAGGAGUCGCUAUCUGUGGGACAACAGAUUAUAAACUGGAGAAAAUUAGAGAUGGCACAUUGGAAGGAGUCACUCAACAAUUUAUAUCAAAGGAAACAAUCAGAAGCUCACAAAUACUGGUUCUAUUUAUACAAUGUUGUGAAAUCAUAUUUGGAAGCUGAACCUGACAGUGAGCCUUUAUCACCUGGCCGUGUUAUUUCUGUGCUCAGAGAUUUUAUGGAGAAAUCCAAUCUUGUGGAAUAUGAAGUGAGGUUGGAUAUUAUAUAUGUAUAUCACUGUCACUUAGUGCAUUUGGAACCUAGCGACAGGCGAGAUGAACUCCUCUCCAUUCUUUGGAACACAUGCAACUAUUAUUCCCAAUUUAGGGCACAAGUUGCAGCUACUAUUAAAGAGAAGCGAGCGCCGAUAGAGAAAAAGUUACGUGACUUUGUUAAAAUCUGCACUUGGGACAGAGAUCUCAGCUACUGGAGCGUGAAAGACACCGUCGAUAAAGCUCACAAGGCGUUGCAUAAACACACCAAAGAGUUUGAGAACGUCUUGAAAGAAAGUGUCGCCGCUUGUUUAGUGGAAAACAGUACAGAGACGGGUACCGAACACGUUGGCAUAUGGGAUCGGCCCAAACGUACCACCGGUGCCGCGGUCACCACAGGCGGCGCUUACAUGAUCGACCCACAAAACUUUGUCUUACUAAUGAGGAACGUCAAAAAAUAUCUAGAUCAGGCUGAAAAACAAUGCAGUGUAAUCGCGGACGGCUCCCUCCUCUCCAAAGUACCCAGUUUACUGAACAAAGCGAAAACACUUUGUAAGGACACCAUCGCAAAUUCUGGCUAUCCGUCGCUCGUGCAGGCUUUAGACGACUUCGUGACAAUGGUCAUUGAAACUAGCUCGCAUCUUGGUGCUUUGGAGGUAGAUGCAGCGUUACCAAAAGACAAACAGGUGUCACAAGCAAAAAGUUUUGUGCAACAAAAGCGCAAAGCAUUAGCCGAUCUCUUUAAGUAUCUCACUAAAAUGGGUCUUAAUUAUCGUACUGGAUUAGUCAUACUAUCUGCUUCAGCGGAUGAGCUGUAUGAUUUUACUAUACCUCCUAUUGAUCUGGACGCUUCCAUGAGUUAUCUGAAGAGCAGACGAUGCGAUGCAUCAUUAGGCCUGCUCUGGUCCGGGUGUGAAAAGUACUUCCAGAAGAAUAUUGCCCGACACAGGCUAUUAUCAGUGUCUUUGCAGUCGCCCCACCAAGAUCUUGGAAUACAGAACAUUGAGAGAUGCAAAGGAUUUGCUGCUCAACUGAUGAAACUCAUGAAUACUCAAAAGAAGUCUAUUUCGAAAUAUUCCCGAUACCUCUACGACUUACGUACAUUGACAACAAAUCUUACCAGCGCUUUAGAUGCUGACAGUGCCGCCACAAACAUCUCAACUAUCAAAGAAAAACUAGAUAUUCUCACCGAAUGUUAUUCUCAAUGCAGUAUUGCACUAGAUCAGUUUAAUAUAUUGCUAAAUUCUUGUCCAGAAAACAUUUUGAAUUCAGGUUCUGAACCGACAUUUGAUUCGGUAUUAUCCAAUUCGCCAAUUGUUAGAUGUUAUAAGAAUAGUGACGAAUGGCGUGAAUUAUAUAGGAGAGUUAACGUUAUAAUAUCAACAAUCAGCAAACAAAAGUCUGCUCUUGUAAAACUAUUACAUUCUAGUCCUAAACAGAUCGGCCGUAAUAAAGAAUGCGAUCUUGUUAUAUCUCAGAGUCAUAUAGAUGUUGUAGAAGAAGCUAGAAAGAAUUUAGAGGCAAUAGUAGCUGAUGUAGACAAUAUAUUACAGGAUUAUCAAUUCACAUUAAAUUCUCCUCUACUCUUAAAUCUAACUGAAAAUUGUACGCUUCAACAUCCAAUGCUUAGAAGUAUGAUUGAUAUGAGUUUAUUUAUCAAAGAAACAAUUGUAGAGCUAGAGAAAUUGAAUGAACCAAUAGAUGUGGCUAUGGAAGAAAGUUCAAUAGAUACAUUAGUCAAUCAAACUGAGGAAAUGUUAGCUACAAUGCUGCUAGUGCUUCAAUCUGUGUAUAAGAAACAUUUGCAAACUGACGAUAAAAUCGAGAAUCAAGAUAUACUGAAUGCUAUAGACGAUAUUAUCGAUAAAGACAACAAAGAGAAAGAGCAAUCUAAAGAUUUAUUAGAUGACAAACAUUUGAAGGAACAUUUGCAGGAUAAAUUGUCAAAUGAUGCAAGACUUCUUCAGUUAGAAACUCUUGUAGAUAAAACGAGGAGUCUAUUAAAGAGCUAUGUACAGUAUACAAUUGAUGCAAGAAAUGUGGAAGAUGGCAGAAAUGUCGUUAUGCGGUUGGUACCAAUAUUAGAGCAAACUGUUUUAUUUGUUCAAUAUUUCGUAACACAGAAGGUGGCAGUGCACAGAGUUACUUGCAAGAUGCUCUCAGUGCUUCUGAAGAUCUUCUCGGAUUUGGCUGCAAAAGGGUUCUGCAAGCCAUCUGACCUGGAAACUGAAGAAGGCGAAGGAGGAGAUGGUCCCGGAAAAUUAUCUAGUGGAACUGGAUUAGGUGAAGGAGAGGGCCAAAAAGAUGUUUCUGACAGAAUUGAAAAUCAGGAUCAACUAGAAGAAGCUAAUCGUCCGGGUGAAGAGAAAAAAGAAGAAGAUAGAGAUUGUAAAGAAGAAGAGAAAGGUGUAAACAUGACUGAUGACUUCGACUCUCAUUUGCAAGAUGUUGAGAAAAAAGAUGGCGAUGAGUCUGAACAAGAAGACGAUGAAGAUGAUGCUGAUAAACAAAUGGGCGAUAUAGAUAACGCUGCAGAGAAACUAGAUCAACAAAUAUGGGGCUCGGAAGAUGAAGAUGAGCUUGAUGAUAAUCAAGAAAAGAAGGAGAAAGAAGAAAAGGGUCAAGGUGAAAGUACAGGUGAGAAAGAGAUGGGCGCUAAAGAGGAAGAACAAGGCACCGACGAUGGAACUGAAGGAAAAGAAAAAAAGAAAAAGAAGGAUAUUAAUGAGAUGGAAGAACCUGAAAUAGACGACGACCAUGUUGAUCCUUAUCAUGGUAACCAUCCACAAUUGCCAGAACCGGAAGACCUUGAUCUGCCUGACGAUAUGAAUUUAGAUGGAGAAGAUGGAAAUGACGACAAAGACGGUGAGACCGAAACAGAAAAUCCAUUUGAAAUAGAUGUCACUAAAGAUGAUAUCCCUAAAGAGCCAGAAGAAAUGGAGCAAGACGACAAAGGUGACGAAACAAAAGAAAAUAAACAUGGUUUUGAAGUGUCCAGUGAUGAGGAAGAAGGUGAAGGAGAUGAUGAAAAAAAUGAUGAUGCUAACGAACAACAAGAAGAAAAUCAGCAAGCCGAUGAAGCUGAACCUGAUAAAGUUGAGGACGAUGAUAAAAAGAGCGAAGAAGAUGGCGACGUUGACCCUCAAGAUGUUCCUCAAGAGUCUGAAGAACCAGAGCACGAAGAACAGAAGGAGGAAGACAAAGAUCUACCUAAAAACCCGGAUAAGAUGGAAGAUGAAGAAAUAGAACAGAAAAAUCGAGAAGCUAAUCCUCAAGCUAAUCCCUCUAAUGACGACCAGUCAGCUGAAGAUAAAGCUGAGAAUGCCGAGAUGGAUAGAGGGACCGAUGAUAACGUAGAAACUAAUGCUGAACAAAAGAAAGACGAAGAAACUGCGCCUUUUGAGCAAGCUCAAGAACAGGUUGGUGAGGAAAAACAAUCUAUGGGACGUUCUGAACUAGAUAAAAGUGAGAAAGGCCAUCGCGGUGAGAAGGAAGCUGCUAGUCGAGCUGAUCAAGCUCAAGAAAAACAGAAUCGGCACGAAAACAAACCCGGCAAAACCGAUCAAGAACGUACUUUAGGUAAUGUUGAUGAGAAGAAACACAAGCACAUGCAAACUUUGAAUGUGGAGAGAGAAGAAGAAGCGGAGGAUGGUGGAGACGGAGAUCAGGAUGAUGAGAAACACGCCGAUGCAUAUCAGCACGUCAAACAACCGAACAAUAGCGAUCUGCAGGCAAUCGAUGCAGCGACUAAAGAGCAAGCUGAUCAACAACCAACCCUUCAACAAGAAGAUGAAGAGGCUGAGGAACUCAAAGAAGAUGAACAAGUCGCAAUGGAUGUCGACGAAGAGGAAUUGCAAGUAGAAAAAUCUGAAGAACUAAAGCCAGAAAAGUUUAAAAAUGGCACAGAUAAAGAUAAAGAGAACGCUGGUAGUAAGAAAGAGGAUGGUGAAGAGGUCUCCGGUGAGACUGGUCUGGAAAUUGAAGGGGAUGCGAUACUUACAGCGCAUGUGCCGAGAGGAAAUGAUACCACGUAUCACACCAGAUUAGAAGAAUCUCAACACAUGCAGACUGAAGAGAUGUCAGUAGAUCAGUAUAUGAGUAUUCGCGAAUGGUUAGUGAGCGGGCAUUCAGUAGGAUACAGUUCAGCUAACGUCUGGAGAACAUUAUGGCAGGAGGCCGCCCCUGCAGCUAGAGCUCUGUGCGAGAAAUUGAGACUAGUUCUAGAACCUACUGGACGAUCUAGGAGGGCCGGUGACUUCCGUACCGGUCGCGCCAUAAACAUGCGUCGUGUGAUUCCGUACAUCGCUUCGCACUUCCGCAAAGACCGCAUCUGGCUGCGACGAACGAAACCGGCCAAGCGGGAAUACAAGAUAGCCAUCGCAGUCGACGACUCUAGCUCGAUGUCAGAUAAUAGGAGCAAAGAAUUGGCAUUCGAGAGUCUUGCGCUCGUAUCGCAGGCAUUGAAUCUCCUCGAGUCCGGCGAUCUUGCAGUAUUAAGUUUUGGCGAAAAACCGAAUCUUCUCCACCCGUUCACUGAACAGUUCUCAGAACACUCUGGCUCAAAGAUCCUUGAGCAGUUACGUUUCGAACAAAAGAAGACAAGAAUCGCCCAACUAAUCGACUUUUGCACCGUUCUAUUUGAAGAACAGGCGAUCAGAAGUGACGCUUUGAACGCAAAGUUGUUGGUUGUGGUUAGCGAUGGCAGGGGAAUAUUCUCAGAGGGUGAAACUAGAGUCAUACAAUCCGUAAGAAGAGCAAGACAACAAGGAAUAUUCUUAGUUUACGUAAUAAUUGACAACCCUGAUAAUAAGGAUUCAAUAAUGGACAUCAGACGGCCCCUGUUAGACCCAGUGGCCAAUACUCUGACUGGAUUCGUGCCGUACCUCGACACGUUCCCCUUUCCGUUUUACUUGAUUCUACGAGAUAUGUCUGCGUUGCCAACAGUAUUGGGUGAUGCCCUGAGACAGUGGUUCGAAUUGGCUGCUAAUACCGCUGGUUAAUUAGUUAUUUAAAAGAUAAAUGUAGUGAUAAUGACUGCUUGUUAAAAAAGUUAUGGAAACUAAUCGAAAUCAAGAUAACAAAGUUUGACGAUUUUAUCUCUUAUUACAGUUAUAUAAAGAAAUGUAAAUGGUGCUGUGAAUGAAAAAAAAUAGGAUUAGUUAAGUAAUAAAAAAAUGUGUUAAGCAU